GCCAAGCACCUUGAAGUUCAUUACUUUCCAUUGUAUCGACCAAGCAUCCUUUUUGCUUCUCUCCCACUCCGGCUGCCAACCUCGCGACGCGGACGAAUAUCUGCGGGGUAAAUCGAACCGCGACAAAAGAUUUCGGAUAUUUGCAGGCUUCCGGGCUGAUUAGCGAUCGAGUCGAGGGGAUACGGUCGGCGACUUUUAGCGGCUGAAGCUGCGAUAGCUCGACGAUUGAAAGAGAGUGGACAACAGCGGUGCGAAGCGCGAGCGACGAUCGAUCUGGAUUGAAACGAGGGAUUUUGAUACGGUUGAGACGAAGGAAGAAGGAUUGAGAGGGUUUCUUUUGGCAGCAUCUCCUUACGGGAAGGCGGCCUUCGACGUGGUAGCUUUUGAGCUGAGAUACGCCAAAUCCUCACUAUAUCGACCACCUUCCGGCCAGUUACGUUGUGAAUCAUCCCACGACUACAACUUGUUGCGCCAGGCUUUGGAUAGUCCAUCUUCCUGACGCCACUACAAACGUCCCGCAAGGAAAGUCACGAGCUUCGGAAAGACCAUAUCCUACGGCAUCGACUGCCCCCCACUAUAGCCCAUCAUGUCUUCCCUUCUUGAAAAGCAGAAGGCGAUGUUCAGCAGCUCGCUGGCCUCGGCCGCGAGCAAGCUGCAAUCCAAGAGCACGUCUCUCGCGCCGCCGUCACCCUCCCCGUCCGUCAGCAGCAUGGCGUCAGCAUCCAAGAACGACACCACCGCAUCGGGCAAGCGGAAGCGCGACCCCAAUGCAAUUGUGUACUCGCAGCCUCAGAACACUAGUUUUGGUCAGGAGGUCUUUACGCAGAUGCAGUAUGCGCUGGAGUGGCUCAAGGGCAAGGACGAGCCCAAGACGGCGACCGAGAUCUUUGACCACCUGGGCCAGACGCGCAGCACCGACAAGCACAAGCAGCAGCUGGUGGAGGGCAUGCGGCGGCACCCGCGCAUCCAGUGGGUGCCCGACCCGAAAAUGUCGGAGCAGACGUGGCGGACGGGUACGUACGUCCACCGGCCCAUUAUCCCCGGCGUCAAGGACAAGAUGACGCUCCUGCGGCACCUGCAGAGCAAGCGGGACGCCGAGGGGACCAACGUCAAGGACCUCAAGGACGGGUGGCCCGACUGCGACCAGGCGCUGAUGGAGCUGGAGCGCGAGCACAAGAUCCUGAUUGUCAAGACCAAGAAGGAGCAGCACCCGCGCGCCAUCUGGCUCGACGACGCGACGCUGCACCACCACGUCGACGACGAGUUCAAGCGCAUGUGGAACGUUGUCGAGGUCCCCUCCACCGAUGACAUUGUCAAGAAGCUUGUUUCCGUGGGCCAGAAGCCGGCCAGCGCCGACCCCAGCACGAUCAAAAAGGUCGACUCCAAGAAGCAGCAGAAGAAGCGGGCUGUUAGGCGCACCGGCAAGACGACGAAUACGCACAUGGAGCAUCUGCUCAAGGAUUACAGCCACAUGGUGAAGCGGUAGACACGGGCUACCUAGUGUUUAUAUACAGGGAAAUGCAUUUUCGAAACGGCGUUUUGGGUUUGGACGGCGGAGAGAGAGACGACGAACGGGCAGACACACUUUAUUUGGCAAAGACCUGGGACAGGUAUUGCUGUCCUUUUUUCCGUGUCUAGUUCUUUUUCCCUUAUAGAUGGAUGGGCAGGUUCGCGGUGGGUCUUUGUGCCGCAGUCAAUGCAGGACACGCAUUUCACUUGUGCAGGAGGCAGAGAAACUAAGAAACUUACACCCCAAAACGAAGGACAGAAGAAGAAUGAUGAAUAUCCA
This is a messenger RNA of Colletotrichum scovillei, 1789 nucleotides long. RefSeq names its product transcription initiation factor IIE subunit beta. Gene Ontology annotation, biological process: transcription initiation at RNA polymerase II promoter. The record is from RefSeq and is a predicted model, not a curated record. Lineage: Eukaryota; Fungi; Ascomycota; Sordariomycetes; Glomerellales; Glomerellaceae. Bases 587 to 1486 code for a protein of 299 amino acids. The transcript has a single exon. Gene Ontology annotation, cellular component: transcription factor TFIIE complex.